AUGCUGCGGACAGUCUCGGCGGUUCUGCAAUUCGGCAACAUCGUCCUGAGGCGAGAAAGGAACACCGACCAAGCCACCAUGCCCGACAACACAGCUGCACAGAAGCUCUGCCGUCUUCUGGGACUCGGGGUGACGGAUUUCUCCCGGGCCCUGCUCACCCCUCGCAUCAAAGUGGGCCGAGACUACGUGCAGAAAGCCCAGACCAAGGAGCAGCUGAACUCCUUCGAGCAGCUGUGCAUCAACUACACCAACGAGAAGCUGCAGCAGCUGUUCAACCACACCAUGUUCGUGCUGGAGCAGGAGGAGUACCAGCGCGAGGGCAUCCCCUGGACCUUCCUGGACUUCGGCCUGGACCUGCAGCCCUGCAUCGACCUCAUCGAGCGCCCGGCCAAUCCCCCUGGACUCCUGGCCCUGCUGGACGAGGAGUGCUGGUUCCCAAAGGCCACGGACAAGUCAUUUGUGGAGAAGGUGGCCCAGGAACAAGGCAGCCACCCCAAGUUCCAGCGGCCCAGGCACCUGCGGGAUCAGGCUGAUUUCAGUGUCCUCCACUAUGCGGGCAAGGUCGACUACAAGGCCAACGAGUGGCUGAUGAAAAACAUGGACCCUCUGAACGACAGCGUGGCAGCCCUGCUUCAUCAGAGCACGGACCGGCUGACAGCGGAGAUCUGGAGAGAUGGGCACGGGGGCUUCCAGCAGUCCUCUUUCCUUGGCUCCCUUCUGCCGCCGCCCCCAGGAUCUGCAGGGAGGUGCCGCUCCGCCACGUCUCCGCCAGGGGGUGGGUGUCUCUGUGCAUCAACGGUGGAGGGCAUCGUGGGGCUGGAGCAGGUGAGCAGCCUUGGGGACGGCCCGCCCGGAGGCCGUCCCCGCCGGGGCAUGUUCCGGACGGUGGGCCAGCUCUACAAGGAGUCUCUGAGCCGCCUCAUGGCCACACUCAGCAACACCAACCCCAGUUUCGUCCGCUGCAUUGUCCCUAACCACGAGAAGAGGGCCGGGAAGCUGGAGCCGCGGCUGGUGCUGGACCAGCUCCGCUGCAACGGCGUCCUGGAGGGCAUCCGCAUCUGUCGCCAGGGCUUCCCCAACCGCAUCCUCUUCCAGGAGUUCCGGCAGCGGCUGCAGGACUUUGAUGCUAACGCAGAGAAGGCCCAGGGCCGCCGCGUCAAGCUGUCCUUCCCACCUGUUCCCUCGAGGGACUCCUGUCUGAGGGGGCGACAUACCCGGGCGCCGAGAGUCAUGCUCCCCCUGGGGUGCCAGUUCUUCCGGGCGGGGGUCCUGGCCCAGCUGGAAGAGGAGCGGGACCUGAAGGUCACGGACAUCAUCGUGUCCUUCCAGGCGGCUGCCCGGGGAUACCUGGCCCGCAGGGCUUUCCAGAAGCGGCAGCAGCAGCAGAGUGCCCUGAGGGUGAUGCAGCGAAACUGUGCGGCCUACCUCAAGCUCAGACACUGGCAGUGGUGGCGGCUCUUUAUCAAGGUGAAGCCACUGCUGCAGGUGACGCGGCAGGACGAGGUGCUGCAGGCGCGGGCCCAGGAGCUGCAGAAAGUGCAGGAGCUGCAGCAGCAGAGCGCCCGGGAAGUGAGCGAGCUCCAGGGCCGGGUGACACAGCUGGAAGAGGAGCGCACCCGCCUGGGAGAGCAGUUGCGAGCAGAGGCAGAACUGUGUGCGGAGGCCGAAGAGAUACGGGGACGGCUGGCAACCCGAAAGCAGGAGCUGGAGCUGGUGGUGACGGAGCUAGAGGCUCGCGUGGGUGAGGAGGAGGAGUGUAGCCGUCAACUUCAAACCGAGAAGAGGAGGCUGCAGCAGCACAUACAGGAGCUGGAGACCCACCUCGAAGCCGAGGAGGGGGCGCGGCAGAAGCUGCAGCUGGAGAAGGUGACGACGGAGGCCAAGCUGAAGAAAUUCGAGGAGGACUUGCUGCUCCUGGAAGACCAGAAUGCCAAGCUGAGCAAGGAGCGGAGGCUGCUGGAGGAGCGUCUGGCCGAGUUCUCCUCCCAGGCGGCCGAGGAGGAAGAGAAAAUCAAGAGCCUCAACAAGCUCCGACUCAAAUAUGAGGCCACGAUGGCGGACAUGGAGGACCGCCUGCGGAAGGAGGAGAAGGGCCGCCAGGAGCUGGAGAAGCUGAAGCGGCGGCUGGAUGGGGAGAGCUCGGAGCUGCAGGAGCAGAUGGCAGAGCAGCAGCAGCGGGCAGAGGAGCUGCGCGCCCAGCUGGGCCGCAAGGAGGAGGAGCUGCAGGCGGCCCUGGCCAGGGCUGAAGACGAAGGUGGGGCCCGGGCCCAGCUGCUCAAAUCCCUGCGGGAGGCCCAGGCAGCCAUGGCCGAGGCCCAGGAGGACCUGGAGGCCGAGCGUGUGGCCAGGGCCAAGGCGGAGAAGCAGCGCCGGGACCUGGGCGAGGAGCUGGAGGCCCUGCGGGGCGAGCUGGAAGACACGCUGGACUCCACCAACGCACAGCAAGAGCUCCGGUCCAAGAGGGAACAGGAGGUGACAGAGUUGAAGAAGGCUUUGGAGGAGGAGGCCCGCGUCCACGAGGUGGCGGUGCAGGAGCUGAGGAGGCCCCAUCAGCCUUUCCACGUCUCCUUCCCCCACCAGGGCAAAGGCGCAUGGGAGAAGACCCGGCUGGCCCUGGAGGCCGAGGUGUCCGAGCUGCGGGCGGAGCUGAGCAGCCUGCAGGCCACGCGCCAGGAGGGUGAGCAGCGGAGGCGUCGCCUGGAGUCACAGCUGCAGGAGGUGCAAGGCCGGGCUGGUGACGGGGAGAGGGCGCGCGUGGAGGCUGCCGAGAAGCUUCAGAGAGCCCAGGCCGAGCUGGACAACGUGUCUGGGGCUCUGAGCGAGGCUGAGUCCAAAGCCAUCCGGCUGAGCAAGGAGCUGAGCAGCACCGAAGCCCAGCUGCACGACUCCCAGGAGCUGCUGCAGGAGGAGACCCGGGCGAAGCUGGCCCUGGGGUCCCGGGUGCGAGCCCUGGAGGCCGAGGCCACGGGGCUACGGGAGCAGCUGGAAGAGGAGGCGGCCGCCAGGGAGCGGGCGGGCCGCGAGCUGCAGACCGUACAGGCCCAGCUCUCAGAGUGGCGGCGGCGUCAGGAGGAGGAGGCGGGGGCACUGGAGGCAGGGGAGGAGGCUCGGCGCCGCACAGCCCGCGAGGCCGAGGCCCUGACCCAGCGCCUGGCCGAAAAGACGGAGGCGGUGGACCGGCUGGAGCGAGGCCGCCGCCGGCUGCAGCAAGAGCUGGACGACGCCACCGUGGACUUGGAGCAGCAGCGGCAGCUCGUGGGCGCGCUGGAGAAGAAGCAGCGCAAGUUUGACCAGCUCCUGGCUGAGGAGAAGGCAGCCGUGCUUCGGGCCGUGGAGGAGCGUGAGCGGGUGGAGGCCGAGGGCCGAGAGCGUGAGGCGCGGGCCCUGUCCCUGGCACGGGCGCUGGAGGAGGAGCAAGAAGCCCGCGAGGAGCUGGAGCGGCAGAACCGGGCACUGCGGGCUGAGCUGGAGGCUCUGCUGAGCAACAAGGACGACGUCGGCAAGAGCGUGCACGAGCUGGAGCGAGCCCGCCGGGUGGCAGAACAGUCAGCCAGCGAACUGCGGGCGCAGGUGACGGAACUGGAGGACGAGCUGACAGCGGCUGAGGAUGCCAAACUGCGUCUGGAGGUGACCGUGCAGGCGCUCAAGACGCAGCACGAGCGUGACCUGCAGGGCCGUGACGAGGCUGGUGAGGAGAGGCGGAGGCAGCUGGCCAAGCAGCUGAGGGAUGCGGAGGUGGAGCGGGAUGAGGAACGGAAGCAGCGGGCCCAGGCCGUGGCCGCCCGCAAGAAGCUGGAGGCGGAGCUGGAAGAGCUGAAGGCCCAGAUGGCGGCCGCCGGGCAGGGCAAGGAGGAGGCGGUGAAGCAGCUUCGCAAGAUGCAGGCCCAGGUGAAGGAGCUAUGGCGCGAGGUGGAGGAGCUGCGCGGCUCCAAGGAGGAGACCUCCGCCCAGAGCCGGGAGAGAGAGAAGUGCUUCAAGGGGCUGGAGGCGGAGGUGCUGCGGCUGCAGGAGGUGAGGCGGGGAACUGGCCGCCCAUAUCACGCCCGGCGGCAGGCCCAGCAGGACCGGGACGAGAUGGCAGACGAGGUGGCCAACGGAAACCUUAGCAAGGCAGCCAUUCUUGAGGAGAAGCGUCAGCUGGAAGGGCGUCUUGGGCAAUUGGAAGAGGAGUUGGAGGAAGAACAGAGCAAUGCUGAGCUGCUCAAUGACCGUUACCGCAAGCUGCUGCUGCAGGUGGAGUCACUGACCACAGAGUUGUCCGCUGAGCGCAGUUUCUCAGCCAAGGCAGAGAGCGGGCGGCAGCAGCUGGAACGGCAGAUCCAAGAGCUACGGGGACGCCUGGGUGAGGAGGACGCUGGGGCCCGGGCCCGCCAGAAGAUGGUCAUUGCCGCCCUUGAGUCCAAGUUGGCCCAGGCUGAGGAACAGCUGGAGCAGGAGAGCAGAGAGCGCAUCCUCUCCGGCAAGCUGGUCCGCAGGGCUGAGAAGCGGCUUAAAGAGGUGGUGCUGCAGGUAGAGGAGGAGAGGAGGGUGGCUGACCAGCUCCGGGACCAGCUGGAGAAGGGAAACCUCCGCGUGAAGCAGCUGAAGCGGCAGCUGGAGGAG
Messenger RNA from Carlito syrichta (Philippine tarsier), 4602 nucleotides. Its product is annotated as myosin-14. The record is from RefSeq and is a predicted model, not a curated record. The annotation marks the transcript as partial. Gene Ontology annotation, molecular function: ATP binding; protein binding; cytoskeletal motor activity. The transcript is spliced from 31 exons. Gene Ontology annotation, cellular component: myosin complex. NCBI's taxonomy places the organism in Eukaryota, Metazoa, Chordata, Mammalia, Primates, Tarsiidae.